Messenger RNA from Penicillium nucicola, 747 nucleotides. RefSeq names its product ureidoglycolate hydrolase. NCBI's taxonomy places the organism in Eukaryota, Fungi, Ascomycota, Eurotiomycetes, Eurotiales, Aspergillaceae. Gene Ontology annotation, biological process: allantoin catabolic process. Gene Ontology annotation, molecular function: ureidoglycolate lyase activity; ureidoglycolate hydrolase activity. The coding region runs from base 1 to 747 and encodes 248 amino acids. The record is from RefSeq and is a predicted model, not a curated record. The transcript has 2 exons.
AUGGCGCCGAUCCUCACCACCAACCCAAGUGUAACGCUCACUCCAGAGCCACUGACACCAAUGAACUUUGCACCAUUCGGCACAGCACUCGUCUCCCCCCUUACCACGCGCGCUGAGCCGAACCAAAACUCCGCAUUGAAGUACAGCCCCAUCUCCCCGCUUCUCGACCGCUACACAAAUGGCUGCCCAAGCGGCCAACCUGCCGAAGCGCGCAUGACCAUGUUCUGCUGCUUCCCGCGCAAACUGCGCACUGUCUAUGCGGGUCGGCAGCAGGCUAAGCCGGACCAGGAAGUCUUCGAUGUGCGUAUUCUUGAACGUCAUCCGUUUACGAACCAGACGUUUAUUCCGGUGGAUUUGUCAAGCCGGGAGAAGGUCGGCGGGGAGGAGGAGGAGGAGCCGUUGUUUUUGGUUGUUGUGGCGCCUACUUUGAAGGGGAAGACUGCUACGGCGAAGAAUGAGGCGGGGGAGGUGGUUACCAUUCGUGACCCGCCGGAUUUGGAGAAUGUGAAGGCUUUUGUGGCGCGGGGUGGUCAGGCUGUUACUUAUGGUGUUGGGACGUGGCAUGCGCCUAUGGUUGUUCUGGGGAAGAGACGGGUUGAUUUUGUUGUCGUGCAGUUUGUUAACGGGGUUGGUGAGGAGGAUUGUCAGGAGGCUGCGUUUGGGGAGGGUGUGGUUGUUAAUCUUGGAAAGAAGGGUCAGCUUGGUCGGGCUGAGAAAGGUCCGGCGAAGUUGUGGUCUAAGCUGUGA